GUUAACCUUAAUCUGUUGUCGAUUAUCAGUAUAUAUUAAGUUAGGAUUCAGGGUCAUUGUCUGUAGCGGUGGUCAUAGUCGGCACCACAGCGGGAUCAGUGGAUCUAGCCAGUGGAAGUUUGUUGGGCUGGGAUAGGUGCCACCGCUGGUCGAUGCCCAUAGAAUUAUUGUUCCCAGGGCACAAUUAUUUGGGCCCUGGUAACCCUAUCGAGAAUGGCGAGCCGGUCGAUUCUGAUGAUGCCAUAGCGCAGAUUCAUGACUUGGCCUACCAUUACGCGGAGUGUGCGGAGGACAUCAGGUUAUCGGACAGGGAGGCCAUUGCUUCUUUCUUUAGUGACUGUGUGGAGAAUCGUAAUUGGCAUAGUGCUGUUGGCUGUAUGGGGAUAGGAAUCAAAUACGUUGUUGAAUCUUGUGUGGGAAUACUCUAUCCAAACGACGGACGAAGUGUGCCAAGAGCCCAAUACAUGCCGGUGGAUGAAGAGGCCCAGCGAGAGAGUCUGGUUAGAGUGAUGGAAGAAAGCGCAAGGUUAACUAGACGAAAGAAUGGAAGUGAAGGUUCAGCUUUUGAAGCAUUCGCGGAAAUCGGUGAGCGACUCAUUGCUAGCGCGGGUAGGACAGAGAAACAGAGAGAAUAUGAAAUAGAGCAAAUGCUAGAUAUUAGAGCAAGUCGACAGAUAUUACAGUGAACGACGAUACCUGGCUGAUC
This is a messenger RNA of Nilaparvata lugens (brown planthopper), 706 nucleotides long. RefSeq lists its product as uncharacterized. Gene Ontology annotation, molecular function: structural molecule activity. The coding region runs from base 153 to 686 and encodes 177 amino acids. Lineage: Eukaryota; Metazoa; Arthropoda; Insecta; Hemiptera; Delphacidae. The transcript has 2 exons. The record is from RefSeq and is a predicted model, not a curated record.